Molecule: messenger RNA, 1479 nt
Organism: Rhopalosiphum maidis (corn leaf aphid)
Lineage: Eukaryota; Metazoa; Arthropoda; Insecta; Hemiptera; Aphididae
Product: ras-related protein Rab-8A-like
Exons: 5
Coding region: 614-1291 (225 amino acids)
Biological process (GO): cellular response to insulin stimulus; protein secretion; Golgi vesicle fusion to target membrane
Cellular component (GO): plasma membrane; trans-Golgi network transport vesicle; synaptic vesicle
Molecular function (GO): GTPase activity; GTP binding
Source: RefSeq, a predicted model, not a curated record
UUAUUAUUACCUACUACUUUGCUCAAGGAAACGGAUUAUAAUAAUAAUAAUAAUAAUAAUAAUAAUAAUAAUAAUAAUAAUAAUUACACAUAUCGUUUGUUGCAGUAGUGUUGUACAGUCAACCAACGUUUCGUCGCAACGAAUGUCGCCGUUCACUGCCGCCUCCGCCGUUCACAGAUCGCGAUCGACACGCCGUGCGCAAUCAUCAUCACUAUCGAUACGCGAACAACGUUUUAGAAUUAUGUUCUUACGGUAAUGUGUAACGUAAUAUAAAUCCGUCGUCGUCACUCUCGCAACAGUUACCGUCGUACUCGCUACACACACACACACACACGCAUACAUAUUUAUAUUGUACAUUCGAGGUACAUAUAAUACACACACACACACACACACACACACACACAUACACAUCACAUCACAUCACAUCACAUCACAUCACACUAGUUUUGUUCUUUGGCACUCUUGUCCGCCGCGCAGGGUCUGCUAAAACGUCUGUACUCGCGUUUUGAACGACUAACGUCUUUCGUCCGUCCGUCUGACCGAACGGUGCCCGACACCGUCACAGACAUCUAUCUACGCGAACGGCAGCCCGUCAUACAUACGAUAUCCCGCUAUGGCCAAGACCUACGACUACCUGUUUAAGUUGUUGCUGAUCGGUGACUCGGGUGUGGGAAAGACGUGCGUGUUGUUCCGUUUCAGUGAAGAUGCAUUUAACACGACGUUCAUAUCUACCAUAGGCAUUGAUUUCAAAAUACGUACCAUUGAAAUGGAUGGCAAGAAAAUUAAAUUACAAAUUUGGGAUACUGCUGGCCAAGAACGUUUUAGAACAAUUACAACAGCUUAUUACCGCGGUGCCAUGGGAAUUAUGUUAGUAUAUGAUGUUACCAAUGAAAAAUCAUUUGACAACAUUAAGAAUUGGAUACGUAACAUUGAGGAAAAUGCAUCAGCUGAUGUAGAAAAAAUGCUGCUAGGGAACAAAUGUGAACUUAAUUCAGGGCGUCAGGUAUCAAAAGAACGUGGUGAACAAUUAGCAGUAGAGUAUGGUAUAAAAUUCAUGGAGACAUCAGCAAAAGCUAGUGUCAAUGUGGAGGAGGCUUUUCACACUUUGGCCAGAGAUAUCAAGACAAAAACAGAAAAGAAACUGAAGGAAGCAUCAAAUCCCCCCAAAGGUGGUGUACAAUCUAGUGGUGGUCACCAUUUAAGGGAUAAUAACGGAACAAAGAAACUUGGUCAAGGUGGUGGAAGUGCAGCUGCACUCAAUUGGUUGUCAUCAAGAUGUACAGUACUCUGACCACGAUUAGCAUAUCAUGGUUCAAUUAAACAACAACAAAUGUACACCUUGAAUACCAAUGUCAACAUGACCGUUAAUUAAAAAAAUUAUUAUAUUGUCUUUCUCUAAUACUAAUAAUUGUUUUUAAUGGAAACUGAAUCUCUCCGGUAUUAUGUAUUUCUUAAUUAUAUGAAAAUACGAUCUUUCAA